Messenger RNA from Cryptomeria japonica (Japanese cedar), 4241 nucleotides. Its product is annotated as RNA-dependent RNA polymerase 6. The record is from RefSeq and is a predicted model, not a curated record. Gene Ontology annotation, cellular component: nuclear RNA-directed RNA polymerase complex. NCBI's taxonomy places the organism in Eukaryota, Viridiplantae, Streptophyta, Pinopsida, Cupressales, Cupressaceae. The transcript has 2 exons. Gene Ontology annotation, molecular function: RNA-directed RNA polymerase activity; RNA binding. Bases 408 to 3974 code for a protein of 1188 amino acids. Gene Ontology annotation, biological process: siRNA processing.
GGUACCUGUUCUUCUUUUGAAUAUUUUUUUAUUUUAUUUAUAACGUCUGUCUUUCUCAAUGGUGAGGUCAUUAAUGGAAUCCAACAAGGUCCAACAAUGCCCAGAAUGGCCAACGGACAAGUGUAAUAAGCUAAUUAGUUAGUUUGUCGUGGAAGGAAAUGAAAGAUUGCUCAGAAAGAACAGCACGAAUGAUGGAAUUGGAAGUGUGAGAGGAAUUUACAUUUUUAUCCUUACAGAAAGGAUCGAAUCAUUGUCGACAAGUUCACACAUAGAUCUCAUCUCUGAGACACAUUCCCAGCAUGCACACGGGAUAAUCUGUCCAGUUGGGAUUAGGGUAUAUGCACAUUUCUGGAGGUGGGUAUUGUUUAUAAUUCAUUUGUGCAGGUGGGUGUUGUGGAGUUGCAGUGAUGGAGCCGACACAGAUAAGCCUGGGAGGAUUCGGAGAAGGAGUGAGUGCCAAGGAACUCACAGAGUACUUAGAAGAAACUGUGGGAAUGGUGUGGAGAUGCAGAUUGAAGACAUCAUGGACUCCUCCCUUUGCAUAUCCAAAGUUCACAAGUGACAGCAAGUAUUUGGUCGAGAACAAAGCCAAGGUGCCUCCUCAUGCCUUUGUUCACUUUGCAGCUCCAGAAGCUGUCAAAGAGGUCGUGAAGCUGGCUCAAAAGGGAAGGCUGGUGUUCCGCAACCAAGCUCUCAAAGUCAAGGUUGGUAGCGAAACCUCAACUAGAAUGCGUAAAAGAAGAAAAACUCAACCCUUCAGAUUUUCUUCCGCUAUGAUUGAAAUAGGUUCAUUGUAUAGUCUUGAUGAGUUUUGGGUUGCGUGGCGAGGACCCACUUCUGGGGUAGAGUUUCAUGUAGACCCAUUUGACAAAAGAUGUAGGAUUAUUCUUACUCGGGAUCAGUUGUUUGCUAUGCCUAACAUUGGUAGAGAUACUCUCAUAAAAUGCGACUUUAAGAUUGAGUUUUUGAUUAAGGAUAUUAGAAAUGUGAGGUUUCUCAAUGAGAAGGGGAUUUUGGUCAUGUUAAUCCAGCUUUGGGUGCCACCUUGGAUACAUUAUAGAACCGCAGAUGAUGAUAUUCAUGUGGGUGCUCCUUUUGUUCUGUUAGAUGAUGAUGAUCCAUGGAUACGAACACUUGAUUUUACUCCUAACAAUGCAAUUGGUAGAUGUUUGGUAUAUAAGAUUUUAGUAUCUCCUCGUUUGGGUUACAUCAUGGAGAAAGCCAAAGAUUAUUUUAAGCAUCAUCGCUUGAUAGAUGAAAAGUUUCCUAAGUUUUCUAGUUUGAGGACUCAGAACGAACCUGCUGUUCCUAGAUCAGGAUUCUUUUUUGUGCUGCCACUACUCCCGAAAAUUCUCUUUGAUACCAUGUUCCUGUUAAAUGCUCUUGUACACAAAGGCAUUGUCAAUUACCACAGACUAACUCCCGAGUUUUAUAAUUUGUUGAAUCCUAAAGUGACAUUACCUGAAUUGUCCACAAUAGCACUGAGGCACAUGCUAUCCUACACCUAUCCAAUUUUUGAUGCCUUCGAAAGACUUAAAACUGUACUUAGGUGGAUUUCAAACAGCCCAAAGCUUCUGAAAAAACCAAAGAUUGCUGAGGAAACAGUUGAAGUUAGGAGAUUGGUCAUCACUCCUACAAAGGCCUACUGUCUUCCUCCAGAAAUAGAGCUGUCAAACCGUGUCAUAAGGAACUUCAAGAAGUAUGCAGAUAGAUUUCUAAGAGUAACUUUCAUGGAUGAUAACAUGGAAGCCAUGUCAUCAAUGGCACUAAAUGUUCCUACAGCCCCUAUUGUUAGAGAGGUGUCAUCUAGUUCUCCUGCACAUAGAACUGCAAUUUAUAGGCGAGUGAAGCAAAUUCUUCUUCAUGGAUUUGAGCUCUGUGGUAGAAAAUAUUCAUUUCUAGCUUUUUCUUCUAAUCAGUUGAGAGACCGCUCUGCAUGGUUUUUUGCUACUGAAAAUAUCGAAAUACAUCAAAUUAAAACCUGGAUGGGGACCUUUCCUAAAAACAAUGUUGCUAAGCAUGCUGCUAGAAUGGGUCAAUGUUUCUCUUCCACCUAUUGCACGGUACAGGUUCCAAAAGUAAAGCUUGAAAAAGACUUUGAAGACAUCAAAAGGAAUGGUCAUGAGUUCUCUGAUGGUAUAGGAAAGAUCACGCCUGAUCUUGCCAGGGAAGUUGCUCAGAGAUUGCAGUUGAAUAUCAACCCCCCGUCAGCUUAUCAGAUCAGGUAUGGUGGCUACAAAGGUGUGGUAGCAACUUGGGAAGCUGAACCUGGAAGCAAACAUAAGCUGUCUUUGAGACCCAGCAUGAAAAAGUUUGAAUCUCGACAUGACAUGCUUGAAGUAAUCACCUGGACACGUUUCCAGCCCUGCUUUCUGAACAGACAGAUAAUUACUUUGUUAUCAGCUCUUUUAGUUCCUGCCGCCACUUUCUAUGAAUUGCAAGAUUCAAUGCUGGAUAAGCUUAAUCAAAUGAUUGAAAAUGUGGAAGUGGCAUUUGAUGUAUUAACCACAUCAUGCACAGGAGAUCUACAAAACACUGCUGCUAUGAUGCUGAGUGCUGGUUUUAAGCCUCAAACAGAACCGCAUUUGAAAGAUAUGCUUUCUUCUAUAAGAGCUGUCCAAUUAGAAGAGCUUCGCAGAAAAUCUAGGAUUUUUGUCUCUGAUGGAAGAUGGUUAAUGGGCUGUCUGGACGAAAUAGAGGAGCUUGAAUAUGGGCAAUGUUUCAUACAAAUUUCGAGCCCUCCCCUACAAGGCUGCUUUCUUGAAAAUGGAUCAAGCUUUGUAGACAGAAAGAUAAGCCCGAGAAUUAUAACAGGAAAAGUGAUUGUGGCAAAAAAUCCUUGCUUACAUCCUGGUGAUGUACGAAUCUUAGAAGCAGUUGAUUCUCCUGGAUUGCAUCACUUGGUUGAUUGCUUAAUCUUUCCACAGAAGGGGCAUAGACCUCAUCCUAACGAAGCCUCAGGUAGUGACCUUGAUGGUGAUAUCUACUUUGUUUCUUGGGACUCUAGGCUCAUGCCACCAAGUGGUGAGAGUUUUGACCCAAUGGACUAUACUCCAGCUCAAGAGGUAGCAUCAAAAGAACCUGUGAAAACAGAGGACAUAAUUGAAUUUUUUGUGCGACACAUGGUCAAUGAUAGUUUGGGUGUUAUUUGCAAUGCACAUGUUGUUCUGGCAGAUCUAAGUGAUUAUGGUGCACUGGAUGAAGGUUGUCUUAAACUUGCAGAGUUGGCAGCCAUGGCUGUAGACUUUCCUAAAACUGGAAAGGUAGCAGUGAUGCCACCCAAUCUGAGACCCAAGCAAUAUCCAGACUUUAUGGAUAAAGAGGAUCUUAUUUCUUACAAGUCAGAGAAGGUUCUAGGUAAACUGUAUCGCAAAGUGAAGAAUAUGUUUGAAGAAGAGUUUGAUAAACAUAAUUGUUCUGCUGGCUUUGUCAAUGCAUCUGAAAGCUUGCCUUACGAUACUGAUUUAGAAGUUGAUGGGUUUGAAAAAUUUGUUGAAGAGGCUUGGCUACGCAAAUGCUCGUAUGAUAGACAACUUCAUGCUUUGUUAGGUCAGUUCAAUGUUAGGAAAGAGGGGGAGGUUGUCACUGGACAGAUCUCUUCCCUCUCCAAACACAAUAGCAGGCGGCAGGGUGAAAUCAAGGAUAGGCUGCAGAAUGCAUACAAAGCUUUGCGAAAAGAAUUCCGGUUGAUUUUCGAGGAAGCAAUAAAUUGCCAAAAUAUGGAUUCUUACGAACAGUCCAAAUAUGAAGCCAAAGCAUCUGCAUGGUACCAUGUAACGUAUCAUCCAACAUGGUUGCAAAAGACCAUGGAACAACUAACAGAGCCAGAUGAUUCUCCCAGUGCUCCUCUUUUGAGUUUUGCAUGGAUUUCUGUUGAUUAUUUAGCCCAAAUAAAGCUGCGGAAGCUCAGGCCAGAUGUGGAUUACAGCUCAGCAAUAAGAUCAUUUACCACCUUUCUGUUUGGUAAGUCAUAAAUGGAUCAGUCAUAUUAUUAGUUCAUAUUAGUUCAACUAGCCUUCUACCUAACCAUUAGCAUGUCAAGCAUAUUGGUUUGGCAAAACAUGGGGAAGUUCUUGUAUAAAUAACCACUGGCCAGCAAGGCCGCUCUGCCAUUACAUCAGGCUGAUUCUUUUGUACCUUCUUAGGAAAGAGAUUUCUUAAUCACUCCUUGUGUUACUGUUGUUUGAUGACUACGGACAUAUUUAUACAUAUUACUACCUAUUCAGGCACAUUGAUUUUAA